GUCAACACCUUCAUCUCCUUCGUGUUCCCCAUGGUGGUCAUCUCGGUGCUCAACACCAUCAUCGCCAACCAGCUGCUGGUGAUGUUCAAGCAGGCGGCCCAGGAGAACCAGGUUUGCACCAUUGGUGGGCAGCAGACCAUGCUCAGCAUGUCCAUGGAGCCCAGCAGGGUGCAAGCCCUGAAGCACGGMGUCAGGGUCCUGCGUGCUGUGGUGAUCGCCUUYGUGGUUUGCUGGCUCCCCUACCACAUACGGCGCCUCAUGUUCUGCUACGUCCCCUCCAGCCACUGGACAGAUUUCCUUUACAACUUCUACCACUACUUCUACAUGCUGACAAACGUCCUGUUCUACGUCAGCUCAGCAAUCAACCCCAUCCUCUACAACCUGGUGUCRGCAAACUUCCGCCAGAUCUUCCUCUCCACACUCACAAUCCUGUGCCUGCCAUGGAGGAAGAAGAAGAAGCGGUUGGCCUUCACCAGRAAAUCCAACAGCAUCUCCAGCAACCACACGUUUUCCAGCCAGGUCACAAGGGAAACCACGUACUGAAGCCAAAGGAGGAAGAGGAACACAAUUCAU
Messenger RNA from Malurus melanocephalus (red-backed fairy wren), 573 nucleotides. RefSeq names its product neurotensin receptor type 1-like. Gene Ontology annotation, cellular component: plasma membrane. The transcript has 3 exons. Gene Ontology annotation, biological process: neuropeptide signaling pathway. Gene Ontology annotation, molecular function: G protein-coupled neurotensin receptor activity. The record is from RefSeq and is a predicted model, not a curated record. The annotation marks the transcript as partial. NCBI's taxonomy places the organism in Eukaryota, Metazoa, Chordata, Aves, Passeriformes, Maluridae.